This is a messenger RNA of Clunio marinus, 1377 nucleotides long. NCBI's taxonomy places the organism in Eukaryota, Metazoa, Arthropoda, Insecta, Diptera, Chironomidae. The record is from the annotation of a GenBank genome assembly.
AUGUUGAAGUGGACCGUUAAAAAACGUUUUGCUGGUGAACAGCAACUCGAUGAUGAUUACGAAAGUGUUAAUGGAGUUAAGAAGACAAGAACGUCACUUGGGAAUGUUUUAGGAGAUAAUCAAAGCAAGAAUGUUUCAAAAUAUCAUAGAAGAAGAUCACUUGGAAGUCAGUUAUGUAAUGAAAGAGUUAAAGUUGACAAGGAGAAUCACCUCGUGACUCCAGUUCGAAGGAAAUCCAACAGACAAACUCCGCUUGGUGACAGCAGCAAUAAACGACGAGAAAACUGCAAUAAACGAAAACAUCAUUUGAUAUCAUCAACAGCUUUGACAUCGCCAACAAUCUCACCAAUUUCAUUCAACUUCAAAGAAGUUUUUGUGGAGCCAUCGGCAAUCAUUUUUCCAUCAAGUUAUGCGCCAACCUUACCAACAUUUGAUGUUGAGUACUCGCCGGUUAUGAAAAGUUCUCAAAAUUUAGUGAAAAGUUCGAUACGAGUGAAUGAUGAAGUUCCAAUUAAGCGAAUGAAAAUGGACUUGAUGGAUCUUUCGUACGAAUUUCAUCCUGAAUCGGCAUCGACGUCGUCACCACUUUCCACUCCAUUAGUUAGCAGAAAAGUUAUCAAUGAAAAGAAAGUUCCACUGAACUUAUCAAAUGAUUCAGAAUCAUCGUUGAACUCAUCAGAAGUUGGUGACACGACGUUGCAAAAGAUGAUCGAUGACAUCUUAGCAAGUGCAAGAAAUGGAAAGAAGUUCAAAAGUGGUUUAGCAGAAUCAAAGAAGACAGGGCGUGAUACAAAUGCUAACUUUAUGAAGAAUUUGAGUGAGAUUUGUGAGAACAUGGAAGAAAAAAGCAUCGUGAAACUUUUGUCGCCAGAAAAGAUCACUGAAGCUGCAGACAAGACAAUCAUCAUUGCAAAUACUGAAAUACAAAACGAACGAGAAGUGAAGUCACCGAUGGUUAAAAAAGAUGUAGAAAUUGUUGACUUUAGAGCUGAUGAAACUUGUCAAUUGAAGAGACAAAAUGCAGUUCGGAGAAAGAACACAAGCAAUGAAAAUAAAAAUAAGAAAAAAUGUGAAGAAAGUCAAGGAAAAUCCCAAAAGGAAUUUCAAGACUCGUCAAUUCAAAAAUGUUUGAGUUUCUCGUCAGCCAAUUUCGACGACGUCAGUGAUAAGUUCAAACGAUCUUCAGUUGCAUCAUACUCAUCAGGAUCUUCAAAUUCCUACGUAUCACAGUCAAAAUAUACGAAGAACCUUUUAAUGAAAGGCCCAAAAGUUAAGUUAAGAAAUUUCUACAAAAGAUUUUUUAUGUUCAUGGAUAACAAAAACCGCAAGAAGCACAACGAAUCAAUUUACAAGAAUUUUGAUAUGGUUGAUAAGUAA